AAAAUAAUCAUAAAUUCAAAAAUUAAUACAUUCUGAGGCACCCCUCUGGUACUAAAAUCGACGCACGUGCGGCUGAUCAGGGAGGGGGCAUGCUGAAAUCUGGCAGAUACCACUGAACAAUAAAACUGCGGCUCAAUUCUAAAAAUUAAAAAUACAAUUGAACGAGUUAAUUGGGAAUCAUUGUACUAACAGUUUGAGUGGAAAGAUCGUUCGAACGGUUACGGGCUCCGUUCAAAAGUGCGGAAUGAACGCCACAACGCUACAUGUUGAAGCGUGCAAAUGCAUGUUGUCACUUGAAAAUGACAACCAAGCUGUUUGGGAUCAGAUGUUCCAUUUGCUACCGAAGCUUCGCCAAGCCCUUUCAUGUCGAGUGUGCCGCGGUUUAUUGAUCGACCCGUACGGAUCUCACAGCUGUGAGCACCAUGUCUGCAAAGGAUGUCUACGGAAAAAACGGGCUUUGAUACCUGGAUGUCGGUGGUGUACAAACUUAGAAAAGCUAACGGAAGAUAAACAGGCAAGAAUUCUCUUAGCUUGUUAUCAAAAGCUUUGCGAAUACGUCGCUCAAAAGGCGGUUGGUGGACAAUUACUUGCCACGCAAAAUGGCGAGUAUAACAAGACUUUAGCGAUCAUUAAAGAGGCGGUGACAAGUCCGAUUUCACUCGCACACUUUCAGAAUCAACAGCAACAAGCACCGGUACCCGCAAACACCACAGAUUCAAAUUCCAAAAUUUCCCCUUCUACGAGCGGGAAUUUGAACAUGGCGACCGAGUCACGUGUCACACCAGUCAAACUUCCGCCGGAAAUAGAACUGCUCCCUCCAAAACGAGUCACUAAGUUGUUGUCUUCUCCGACAGGAAGUGACAGUCAGAAAGAAAAGAAAAGAAAGAGAAAACCUUUCAAAGGAAGUUAUUACAAUUAUGGGAAAAAGAAAAAAACUGUCAGGCUCAGUGCAAAUGCAACAAAUUCUUUUUAUAAUUUAGGGAGUGAGAAAAAUAUUUCUACAGAUUUUGCUUCUCUGGAUUUUAAAACUGGAGAUUGUCCACAAAAAGUUAUUAUGGAAGAAGAGGAAAGUGAAGAGAUUCAAGUUGUUGAUAAUGUUGAUCCUGAACCAAAGCCUAAGAUUGAACAAAAACAAACUGUUGUGGUGACUCCUCCUGGAAAACACAGAAAGAACAAAGGGAAGGUGAAGAGGUGUUCUUGUGGUAUGUCAUCCAAGCUUCAAAGCCCCAGGUGUGUCACCACACGCUGCCCUUGCUUCAGUGAUGAAGGAUCAUGUGAACUCUGCCCUUGUUUAAAUUGUGGUAAUCCCUUUAACAACAACAAUAAUAACAACAAAAUGCAGCCAGAUGGAAAAUAUCCAUUGAAGUGUGUAGAUGAAAAGAGCAUGCUGACUUCUGUAGAAUGAUUGAUCAUUAUAGGAUUUAGAGAAGGA
This is a messenger RNA of Pocillopora damicornis (cauliflower coral), 1432 nucleotides long. RefSeq lists its product as uncharacterized. Gene Ontology annotation, biological process: protein ubiquitination. Gene Ontology annotation, molecular function: ubiquitin protein ligase activity. The record is from RefSeq and is a predicted model, not a curated record. Gene Ontology annotation, cellular component: MSL complex. Lineage: Eukaryota; Metazoa; Cnidaria; Anthozoa; Scleractinia; Pocilloporidae.